Molecule: messenger RNA, 5589 nt
Organism: Echinococcus granulosus
Lineage: Eukaryota; Metazoa; Platyhelminthes; Cestoda; Cyclophyllidea; Taeniidae
Product: DNA-directed RNA polymerase II subunit RPB1
Exons: 2
Coding region: 1-5589 (1862 amino acids)
Biological process (GO): DNA-templated transcription
Cellular component (GO): RNA polymerase II, core complex
Molecular function (GO): DNA binding
Source: RefSeq, a predicted model, not a curated record
AUGGAUGGAGGAAAGCCCAAACUUGGGGGUCUGAUGGAUCCUCGCCAGGGAUGUGUUGACCGUGCCUCAAUCUGCCAAACAUGCAGUGGUAACACAGCUUCAUGUCCUGGCCACUUUGCUCAUGUUGAGCUCGCGAAGCCUGUGUUUCAUAUCGGCUUCUUAAAGAAAACGCUAAAAAUUCUCCGUUGUGUUUGUUUUUACUGUUCCAAACUCCUCGUGGACACUCAAAUUCCGCGGAUAGCUGAUAUUCAACGAAAGACCAAGAAUGAUCCUCGUCGACGCCUUGCUUUUAUGUAUGAGGAGUGUAAGUCUCGGACCACCUGUCUUCCUCCAGAAGAUCUCACUAAUGGGGACCAGGAGAUAAAACUUGAAAGCAAGACUACACGGACUGGUUGCGGACGUUACCAACCAAAUUUCCGACGUGUAGGCCUGGAAAUGACCGCAGAAUGGAAGGUCCAAAAUGAGGUCUCUCAAGAGAAAAAGACAAGCUUAACUGCUGAACGUGUCCUAGAAGUUUUUAAAAGAAUAUCUGAUGAAGAUUGCAUAGCCCUUGGUUUAAAUCCGCAGUAUGCCCGUCCAGAUUGGAUGAUCUGUACCGUUCUCCCCGUUCCUCCUCUUGCAGUUCGUCCCGCCAUCGUGAUGUACGGUGCAGCGAGAAAUCAGGAUGAUUUAACUUAUAAAUUGGCCGAUAUAGUUAAAGCUAACAAUCAGUUGCGCCGAGACGAACAAAAUGGAGCUGCAGCUCACAUUUUGUCAGAGGAUGUGAGGAUUUUACAAUAUCAUGUGGCUACCCUGAUUGAUAACGAUAUUCCCGGUCUGCCAAAGGCUAUUCAGAAGUCUGGAAGACCUCUAAAGUCAAUCAAACAACGUCUAAAGGGAAAGGCCGGACGCAUACGAGGUAAUUUGAUGGGGAAACGUGUUGAUUUCUCUGCUCGAACUGUUAUAACUGCUGAUCCUAAUUUGUGUCUUGAUCAAGUUGGUGUUCCCCGAACCAUUGCCCAGAACCUAACAUAUCCAGAACGAGUCACACAAUCUAACAUAGAUUUCCUGCAGAAGUUAGUUCAAAAUGGAACCAUGUAUCCUGGAGCCAAGUUUAUUGUCCGAGAAAAUGGUGACCGAAUCGACCUUCGAUAUCAUCCAAAGGUAGCUGAUUUGACUCUCCAAGUUGGAUACAUAGUUGAGCGCCAUAUGCUAAAUGAUGACUUUGUCGUUUUUAAUCGUCAACCCACCUUGCACAAAAUGUCCAUGAUGUGCCACCGAGUGCGCGUCUUGCCGUGGUCAACAUUUCGUUUGAAUUUAUCUGUCACUUCACCGUACAACGCUGAUUUCGAUGGUGAUGAAAUGAAUCUUCAUUUACCUCAGUCUGUCGAAACGAAAGCUGAAAUCAGCCAACUCGCUCGAGUUCCUCGCCUUGUUGUAACUCCCCAGGCUAAUAAACCCGUCAUGAGCAUCGUACAGGAUUCACUUACUGCUGCCUACAAAAUGACUCAACGUGACGUUUUCAUCAACCGGGCUGAUAUGAUGAAUCUCUUGAUGUAUCUUCCCACCUGGAGCGGUCGCAUGCCUAAACCUGCUAUUUACAAACCGCAGCGACUCUGGACUGGCAAACAGCUCUUUAGUUUAAUUAUACCCCGUCGGGUAAACUGUAUUCGAACACACAGUACCCACCCAGAAGGUGAAGACGACGGGCCUUACCGUUGGAUUUCUCCAGGUGAUACGAAGGUUUUGAUUGACGACGGCGAUCUUGUUGCGGGGAUUCUGUGUAAAAAGACGCUUGGCUCCGCUUCCGGUUCUCUUAUUCACCUGGUGGCUCUGGAGCAUAAUUUUGAAGUGGUUGGUAUGUUUUUCAACAACAUACAGACCGUUAUUAACAACUGGUUGUUGAUUGAGGGCCAUACGAUAGGCAUUGCAGAUACGCUUUAUGAUCAAGCAACUCGAAAACAAAUUGGUGAAACCAUCACGAAGGCCAAAGAUGCUGUUUUCGAUAUUAUAGACCAAGCACACAAUUAUGAUUUUCAGCCUCUGCCUGGUAACACACUGCGGCAAACUUUUGAAAAUCACGUCAAUAAGAUUCUAAAUGAGGCUCGUGAAAAGACCGGUGGUUGCGCACAAAAAUCUCUCUCAAAGUAUAAUAAUUUCAAUAUUAUGGUUGUUGCGGGCUCAAAGGGGUCAAGAAUAAACAUUUCUCAGGUUAUCGCUUGUGUCGGACAGCAGAAUGUCGAAGGCAAACGCGUGCCAUUCGGUUUUAGGCACCGCACUCUUCCCCAUUUUAUUCAAGACGAUUACGGUCCCGAAUCAAGAGGUUUUGUCGAGAACUCCUACCUAGCUGGUCUUACACCAACUGAAUUCUUCUUUCACGCAAUGGGUGGUCGUGAGGGUUUGAUUGAUACGGCUGUCAAGACAGCCGAAACUGGUUACAUCCAGCGUCGUCUAAUGAAGGCCAUGGAAUCCGUAAUGGUUAAGUACGAUGGUACAGUGCGAAAUCAGAUCAAUCAACUUAUCCAGUUGCGGUACGGAGAAGAUGGCUUGGAUGCCGCUCACGUUGAAUUCCAAAGAUUGCCAACCUUUAAACCAUCAGAUGAGGCGUUUGAGCACAACUUUCGCUUUGAUUUGAGCAACGAGCGUGCUCUUCGACGUUGUAUGCCCGAUGAUUUGGUUAGAAGCCUAGCAACGGACCCGGAAACUCAGGCUGAAUUAGACGCUGAAUGGGAUGAGUUGUGCAAUGACCGCAAGGUAUUACGAUCAAUCAUUACCAAGCCAGAGGAUCGCGUCGUCUUGCCUUGUAACAUCGGGCGUCUUAUUUGGAAUGCUCAAAAACUGUUUGAAAUUGAUCCUCUUUCUAAAACGAAUCUUCAUCCACGGCAGGUAGUGGAACAGGUGCGGGAAACGUGUAAGCGUUUGGUGGUGGUGCCAGGUGAAGAUGCACUAAGCAAAGAAGCUAAUUCGAACGCUGUCUUGCUCAUGAGUUGCCUUAUUCGGUCAAUGCUUUGUACAAAGAAGGUAAUUCAGGAACAUCGCUUAACUUAUGACGCUCUGGACUGGGUGCUGGGCGAAAUUCGAAAUCGCUUCCAACAGGCACAGAUUCACCCCGGUGAAAUGGUCGGUGCCCUGGCGGCGCAGUCGCUCGGUGAGCCGGCCACGCAGAUGACACUCAACACUUUCCACUAUGCUGGUGUCUCGGCUAAGAACGUGACCCUUGGCGUGCCUCGACUAAAAGAAAUUAUAAAUGUUAGUAAACGUCCCAAAACUCCCUCCAUGACAAUUUACCUAACCGGACAGGCGGCUAGGGAUGCCGAACACGCGAAAGAUGUAGUUGCUCGCCUGGAGCACACAACACUCCGCAAACUAGUAAACUGUACAUCAAUUUACUACGAUCCAGAUCCAAAGAAUACCGUCGUAAAAGAAGACAGGGAUUGGGUUUCCACCUAUUACGAUUUGCCUGAUUUCAACAUGGAUGCUAUAAGUUCUUGGAUGCUCAGAAUCGAGCUUGCGCGUAAACAAAUGACGGGUAAAAAGCUGACAAUGGAACAAAUUGCCGACAAAAUUACAAAGUCCUUUGGCAACGAUCUUAUCUGCCACAUUCCUGAUGAUAAUUUGAAGUUGGCAAUGCGGAUACGAAUUAUGAACAGUGAUUUGGAACAAAACAUGAAGGAAGCUGAUACAACUACGGAUAAAAUGGAAGACGAUACUUUCCUGCGUUUCAUUGAGGCUAAUCUGCUUACAGAUAUCACAUUGCAAGGCAUUCCUCAAAUAUCAAAGGUUUAUAUGCAUCAGCCUAAGACUACAGAUAAACAGCGUGUCAUUAUUCGUAAAGAUGGCAGUUUUAAUUGUGUCACUGAAUGGAUUCUUGAGACAGAUGGCACAUGUCUAAUGAAGGUGCUUGCUCAGCGGGAUGUCGACUCAGCACGCACAGUGAGUAACGACAUCGUGGAAAUUUUUGAGGCUCUGGGCAUUGAGGCUGUUCGUAAGGCAAUUGAGACAGAGAUGCACGAUGUGAUAUCCUUUGACGGUUCUUACGUUAAUUACCGGCACUUGGCACUACUUUGUGAUGUCAUGACUGUGAAGGGCCAUUUGAUGGCUAUUACUCGUCAUGGAAUAAACCGUCUUGAUACCGGCGCUCUGGCCCGUUGCAGCUUUGAGGAAACGGUGGAUAUACUGAUGGAGGCGGCGAGUCAUGCUGAAUGCGAUCCCUUGCAGGGUGUGUCGGAGAAUGUAAUGCUAGGUCAGCUUGCGAAAAUCGGUACGGGAUCAUUCGACCUCCUCCUCAACUCGGCUAAAUGUCAAGAGGCCCAGCCCAUUCCGAUCGUCGGAUCUGUCGGACUGUUUAACGGUGGCAUUUUCGACGUUUCCGCCGGAGCUUGGGCCAGUCCUCGUUUUGGUUUGGUGACACCUGGAGAUAGUCUUUCCGGCUUGACCGGUGGUCCUGGGGGCAGCACCCCGUGGGAUACUGCUGCUUCUCCCGCAGGAUCUCUUAUUGAGGCAUCGCCUUACGUCAGUCGCCUGGGUGGCAUGACUACACCUCACGAGGCGAUGUUUUCUCCACAGGCUUACAGACACGACCUCCCAUAUUCGCCAGGUCGGAGUCCACAGCUCGAUAGUCCAAGAACACCUGAUGUGCUUUUUUCGCCGGCAGCUAUGUCAGGAUUUGCCAGCCCACUGUCGUACGCUGGAACUCCUCAAACUGAAAUUGGUUCACCAGGAUCUAGUCCAGGUCAUUCUGGGAGCGGGAGUAGCAGUUCCUUUGGAUAUGCUAGUCGUUUGAGCUUGGGUGCUGAUGCUAGCUAUUCUCCAUUAUCAAAGCCAACCUACGGUGGCACUGGUAGUUCAUCGAGUCUUAGUCUUGGAGCCGACAGCAGUUCACCAAGCUACUCCGGACAGCAGUUCUACUCACCCGCCUCGGUGGGUUAUCAACCGCGCUCUCCACAACGCAAUGUAUCGAGUUUCGGUUUUGGGCCAUCCGUAUCUCCCUCGGGGUCAUCUCCAAACAGUCUUGAUUCCUAUAGUCCCGGAAGUCCUGCAAUGCCUGGUGUGGGUAUGAGUUCAUCUGGACGGGCGGCUUCUAGCUGGAUUACGGGUGGCUCCGACACGCCGAGUGGAUUCUCUCCGAGCAUCGAUUCGGGAUCCUCUCUGGGAAACAGUUUGUCUAACUUCAACUCUACCCACCCUAGUCCUCCACAAAUGUACUAUGGUUCGCCUUCAGCUCCACGAUACAGUCCACAGCCAUCAUUUGGUGGUUCCUCAAUGCUCUCCUACUCUCCACACUUGGGAGUCCCGAGCUCUCCUAUCAGCGGUGCCUCUGGAGGGCUAAGCGGACCUAGUCACUCCCCACUUUCUUAUCCUGCGACACCCAACUAUCCGUUGUCCUCACACGGGGGUGCGGCAGGGACUGGAGGCAGCUCAAGUAUCAGUGGUCUCGGCCUAACCGGCACAAGUUACGGUACAUCCUAUUGUCCUUCGGCAACUUUUAGCCCCUCCAGUUCUUUCCAAAGUUCGUCCUCGCACUAUAUGAUGACCUCUCGUCGACCAACCUCUCCUUCCCCCAGCAGUCCUAAUAGCUACUCACCAGCCCCGUCAUCUGAACAUCGAUAA